This is a messenger RNA of Gorilla gorilla gorilla (western lowland gorilla), 2052 nucleotides long. RefSeq names its product caspase-1-like. Gene Ontology annotation, molecular function: caspase binding; cysteine-type endopeptidase activity. The coding region runs from base 755 to 1189 and encodes 144 amino acids. Gene Ontology annotation, cellular component: IPAF inflammasome complex; AIM2 inflammasome complex; NLRP3 inflammasome complex. The transcript is spliced from 4 exons. Gene Ontology annotation, biological process: regulation of inflammatory response; proteolysis. The record is from RefSeq and is a predicted model, not a curated record. NCBI's taxonomy places the organism in Eukaryota, Metazoa, Chordata, Mammalia, Primates, Hominidae.
UCUGAAACAUACUCCACAAAUCUAGAAAACUCAUUUCUAUCUUGAAACAAAGAUUACAUUAACUUCUCUAACAAGUGAUCACAUUGUCAGAUGGUGUUGAACCUGUGAUGAAGUAAAAGUCUCAAGGAUUUUCUCAUAUAAACUCUGUGAAAACAUUUCCUCAUAGGUCUGUGCAGUCAAUGUUAAGUGCUAUAAAUCCAUCUAGUGUGCUCUUUGAUGUUAGCAUUUAUCAUACCAUUUUAUAUUCAUUCCAGUUCAUAUAAUUAAUAAUCUCCUCCUUCCAUACAUGUACAUAGUAGGAAGAGAUCCUGAAGGACAGGACAAGGGUUCAUUAACAAAAUAUUCCUAGUGCUUACUACCAUUUCCAUUAAGUAAAUAAAUAAAAACAUAAGCAUAUCUCUCAGAAAUUUUUAGUAGCUUUAAUUAAGACUGCCUCCCAUUAAAUUUUAUUCUAUGGUUCAAAUCUUUUGAAAUAAAUUUAUAUUCUAACUAUUUGAUCUUACACAUUUGAUUGUUUUCUGAGCAUUUUAUCAUGCAUGGCCUUGAAAAUCUUCCUUUCUACAUUUUUAUCUGAAAUACUUGUGAAAAUACUGAUCCUGAAAUACGAAAGGAGAUCCCUGUAUUGCACACCUGGAAUUCUCUGGCUGGAAAUGUACUCCAUUAGCAGUGAAAUUACUCAGCGGUGAAAGAUCAGGAUUGUCUUCCUAAGAAUGCAUUUCCACUUUCGUGGCUUCAUCCUUAGAUUUAUCCAAUAAUGGGCAAGUCAAGCCGCACACGUCUUGCUCUCAUUAUCUGCAACGAAGAGUUUGAUAGUCUUUCUAAAAUAAUGGGAGCUGAGGUUGACAUCAUAGGCAUGACGAUGCUGCUGCAAAAUCUGGGGUACAAGGUGGAUGUGAAAAGAAAUCUCACUGCUUGGGAAAUGACUACAGAGCUGGAGGCAUUUGCUCACCGCCCAGAGCACAAGACCUCUGACCGCACCUUCCUGGUGUUCUUGUCUCAUGGUGUUCGGGAAGGCAUUUGUGGGAAGAAAUACUCUGAGCAAGUCCCUGAUAUAUUACAACUCAAUGAAAUAUUUAAAAUGUUGAAUAGCAAGAACUGCCCAAGUUUGAAGGACAAACCCAAGGUGAUCAUCUUCGAGGCCUGCUGUGGUGAGAACUAUGGUGUGGUGUUGGUAAAAGAUUCAUUAUGAGUCUCUGAAAAUAUAUCUUUACCAACUCUGGGAGAGUUUCAGGAUGACGCUAUUAAGAAAGCCCACAUAGAGAAGGAUUUUAUUGCUUUCUGCUCUUCCGCAUCAGGUAACAGGUUUCCUGUACACAGAAUAUCUUUGUGGGUGUUAUCAAUAGAAAAACCCACAACCACCCACUAGAGGGUACAUAAGUGUACAGAACUUUAGAUAAGAUUUUUGAACACAAACGAAAGCUUUGUUCCAAGUCAUACACACAAUUCUCUUUAUCCACAGAGAGCAAGUAAGCACAUCUUUUCAUUGAGUUAGUAAUUAAUGAACUCCUCUCUGUUGCAAAAUAUUUUAGAACUGUGAGAGAUAACGAGAAUUAAAUGGAAGACGAUCCGCGCUGUAGCACAUUAGAAUCUGACUCUGCAUAGGAAAGGUCCUCCAUGUUGAGAUCAUUCACUGGACCAAUAGGCCCCGACAUCAAGUAUUCACAGGAGACAAGUAGAAGCAGUGUUCAGCAAAGUAGAAUAGCAAGCGAGGAACUUUGGGCCCCUAAAUUAAAGUGGGUUUUACCUAGAAGCAUGAAGUAUAUAAAGCAGAAUAUAUAUGCAUUAUUCUAAAGGUAUGCUUUGCAGUAAGAAUCUUGCUAUUAUUGACUCAUCUAGUCAUUUAGUACUUUGUAAACUAGCUCCACUUUUUUAUCCCUGGGCUUUCCUUGAAUUGCUCACUAAAAUAUAUGAAUGUAAAUAUCAUUUUUUUCUAUGGAUUAAAUAAAUUAAUAUAUGUGAAAUAUUGCACAUGACACAGAAAGAAGUACACGUUAAAGGACUGGUUUUAUUUAAAAUGUUUUUAUCGUAGAACUUAAUCCAGUUACUUUUCUU